Molecule: messenger RNA, 2529 nt
Organism: Tinamus guttatus (white-throated tinamou)
Lineage: Eukaryota; Metazoa; Chordata; Aves; Tinamiformes; Tinamidae
Product: kinesin-like protein KIF20A
Biological process (GO): spindle elongation; microtubule-based movement; mitotic spindle assembly
Cellular component (GO): mitotic spindle; spindle microtubule; nucleus
Molecular function (GO): plus-end-directed microtubule motor activity; microtubule binding; ATP binding
Source: RefSeq, a predicted model, not a curated record
AUGGAUGAUGAAGGGAAAAACUAUGUCUCUGCUGAAGUAUCAGAUAUCUUGGAUUCUUUUCUGGAUUUUGGGGGUAAACCCUCACCUAUGGAGUCAACUGUGUUGCCUGUCACAGAGGAGCAGGAGGCGUAUCAACCUUUGAAAGUCUUCUUGAGAGUAAGGCCCUUUUCUGUAGCAGAGCUUGAAAACAAUGAAUCUCAGGGUUGUGUAACUAUUGAAGAUUCUCAGACAGUAACUCUUCAUGCACCCAAAGAGUCUUCUGCAAUGAAAAACAGUGAAAGAGGGAUUGGCCAUUCUGUCCACAGAUUCAUGUUUUCUCAGGUUUUUGGACCAGAAACCACUCAAAGAGAAUUUUUUGAAGGCUCAAUGAGAGAAAUAGUAAGAGCAUAUGUUAAUGGAGCAAAUGGACUUGUGUUUACCUACGGGGUUACAAAUGCAGGCAAGACAUUCACUAUCCAAGGGUCUUCAAAAGAUCUUGGUAUUCUGCCUCGCUCACUUGAUGUAAUAUUUAAUCAUAUAAAGGGGAGACAGUACUUGAAGAUGAACUUUAAACCGUAUUUGAGCAAUGAUGUUAAGAAACUGGAAGAUGGACAAGUAAAACAAGAAGAAGCCAUAAAAACUGCCAUUCUUGCCUCGCUGAAAGAGGAUGCAGAAAGCCUCCUGAAUACUAUUACAGAUGUGUCCAAUUUGGAAUCGGCUUCAUCCACUUUGAAAAGGCUGCCUUCUGAUUCUCUAGAAACAAAGGGUGUUCCACUUGAUGUAUAUAGGACAUAUAUACCCCAAAGAAUGCAAGCAUCUGUGUGGAUUUCCUUUUAUGAAAUUUAUAAUGAAUAUGUGUAUGACCUACUAAAUGUACUGUCUACAUCAAAAAAUCAGAAACGCAGAGUCUUAAGAAUUUGUGAGGAUCAAGGAGGAAAUUCUUAUGUUAAAGACUUAAAGUGGAUUAACAUUCAGAGCACCGAAGAAGCCUGCAAAAUACUAAAGAUAGGAAACAAGAACCGAAGCUUUGCAUGUACUAGAAUGAAUGAGCAAUCAAGUAGGAGUCACAGCAUAUUUUCAAUCAGGCUACUGAAGUUAACUGAUGAGCAUCAGCCACGUGUUCUUGGAGUCUCAGAGCUGUCCUUCUGUGACUUGGCUGGGUCAGAGAGGUGUAAUAAAACACAAGCCUUUGGAGACAGGCUAAAAGAAGCAGGGAAUAUUAAUAAUUCUCUUCAUAUCCUUGGAAAAUGUAUUGCAGCAUUGAAGCAGAAUCAAAAUCCAAAGAUGAAGCCAAGCUAUAUUCCAUUCAGAGAAAGCAAGUUGACUCGCCUCUUUCAGCCCUUCUUCUGUGGGAAGGGCAAAGCUUGCAUGAUUGUGAACAUUAAUCAGCGGGCGUCCACCUACGAUGAAACACUGCAUGUCAUGAAGUUUUCAGCUGUAGCCAAACAGGUAAUCCAGACAAUCCUACCCCAAAGUUUUGGCUACUUUGCCCCCAGGCUGAUGGGAAAUGAUGGCAAACCUAUCAUGAACUUUGAUGUUAACACCUCUGUAGAAGAUCUCCCUGGCAGUACUGACCCCUCUGAGGACGAGGAAGUGGACAUCACCAUUCUGAGCCAUGAGGAUCUCUUGAAAACUACUGAGAGCCUAAAGGAAAAGCUAGUUGCAGAAAGGCGAAGCAAACUUCUUCUGGAGGUGACGAUCCGUAGGGAGAUGGCGGAAGCGAUGUUCCGGCAACUGCUGGAAACGGAGGAAACCUGGAGCAACCGCUUGGAAGAUAUGAAAGACAGUUUUGAAGAAAAACUAGAGAGCAAGUUUGAAAUGUAUAAAGAAGCCAUCAAGAAACACGCAUAUAUGUGUGCAAUGGAACAAAUCGAAGAUCAUUAUGUUCCCAUAGAAGAAUUUCUAGCCGAGCAAAGGAAAGUUGAGGAGAGAGAGAAUAAAAUAAUUCAACUGGAGAGGCAACUUGAUGAACAGACAGGGAGACUGUUGGCUCUGGAAAGCCCAAGUUCAGAUACACCUACUACAGAAAGUCCCAGGGAAUUGGAUCUUAUGAACAGGAAGAUGAAGAGGGCUGAUGAAGAACUGCAGAAGCAGUGCAAGGAGAAGGAAGAGCUUAUAAAGUCUCUGAAGUUUAAAAUACAGAAACUAAAUGAAGCCCUGCUGGAAGCUAAUGAAGGCUACAGGAAGAUGGCAGAGGAGACCAGCAGACUGAAGCACAUGGUCAUGCUUAAGGACCAAGAAAUGAGUGACCUGCAGACCUGGGCUAAACGCGCGUUUGAGCUCGAGGAAACGGUGUCCUCCCUGCAGCGAGAGCUUGACGAGCGCAAGAGGCCCCUGUGCCUGGAAGAUGCCAAGCAGCAGAAGCCCAAGAGAGGCUUGUUGGCCAACCUGAAAUCCACAGUGGCUGCCUCGGCCGGGGCCUCGCUGGGGAAGGGCUGGGGGAGGCGGGAAGACUCCCCAGCCCCUGCCAGGAGGCAGGGGCUGCCGCCCAAAGCAAGAGAGAAACGAGGAUGGGCCUGGCUCGGGCUCGGGAGCUGCUGCUCGCUGUGA